Fraxinus pennsylvanica is the source of this 1671-nucleotide messenger RNA. The record is from the annotation of a GenBank genome assembly. NCBI's taxonomy places the organism in Eukaryota, Viridiplantae, Streptophyta, Magnoliopsida, Lamiales, Oleaceae.
AUGGAGAAUUGGGGGAGUUUGAGUCACCUGUUCGUUACAGUGUUCCUCUCAAAUGUAGCGAGCUUAAUGGUGAAUCCGGCCAUCACUGACGUUACAAUGGCGGCAGUGUGUCCUGGUAAAGACGAGUGUUCACUUGCUAUUUACCUCACCGGCCUCCAACAAGCGAUUGCCGGAUUGGGGUCUGUGGUCAUGAUGCCACUGAUUGGGAAUAUGUCCGAUGCUUAUGGCAGGAAAACUUUGCUCACUGUCCCCUUGGUUCUCUCCAUUAUUCCAUUAGUAAUUUUGGCAUGGAAGCGGACGACAACCUUUUUCUAUGCAUACUACGUAAUCAAGACUUUAACUGCCAUGGUUACUCAAGGCGGUGUUGUCUGCAUUGCCCUUGGCUAUUUGGCAGAUACUGUAUCUGAGGCGAAGCGUGUCUCUGCAUUUGGAGUCCUGUCUGGUGUAAUCUGUGCUGCAUUUCUUUGUGGUACCUUAGCUGCUCGGUUACUCUCCACCACACAGAUAUUUCAGGUUGCAGCAGUUGUAUCUAUUGUUGCAGCAGUGUACAUGAGAGUCUUUCUUAAGGAUACAACUUGCCAUGCUGAUGCCUUGGAGCAGCCAAUCUUGAUGAUGGAAACAGAAAGCAAUCAAGCCUGUUGUGAAUCAUCAAAGAAAGGGGACUUCAUUAAGGGUAUUCCAUCUCCAAAGGAUAUAUUUUGCUUGCUCAAGAGUAGCACUACAUUUUCACUAGCAGCAUCUAUUGCUUUCUUCAAUAGCCUUGCAGAGGCUGGACUUGAAGCUUGCUUACAGUAUUUCUUGAAGGCACGCUUCCACUUCAUGAAAGAUCAAUUCGCAGAUGUGUUACUCAUUACCUACAUUGGAGCCACCAUAUCAAAUGUGAUCUUCAUGCCUAUAUUUGGUCCUAUUAUCGGAGAGGAAGUGUUGCUUUCUUUAGGACUCUUUGCUGGUUUUCUAAAUAUGUUUCUUGACAGCAUAGCAUGGUCUGCUUGGGUACCUUAUGCCUCCGCUGCAUUGGGUGUUUUCUUUUUCCUGGCAACCCCAAAUAUAAGAAGCAUCAUUUCAAAACAAGUUGGAGACAAUGAACAGGGAGUUGCUCAAGGAUGCAUUUUGGGCAUAACAGCAUUUGCAAAUGUCAUCUCUCCAUUAAUUUUUAGUCCUCUUUCAGCUUUAUUUUUGUCCGAGACUCCUCCAUUUCAUUUCCCUGGCUUUAGCAUCCUGUGUGUUGGACUCUCUUGGCUGAUAGGUUUCUUUCUGAGCACAACAAUGAAGUUUAUUCCCCAUCGUUCAAGAGAAAAAGUCGUUCCAACUCCAGUACCAUGGAUGGAGAUAUUAGCUUUGUGUGCAUUUCUUUGUACAGUUGUGUAUUUUAGAAUCUUCGUACUGUCAUCUUUCUUCUGGCUUGGCUAUCCACCAGAAGAAUUUAUCAUAUUUCAGACAAAAAACUGGUGGAAAACCAGUAUGGAGUGUUGGACCAGCUUCCUUCGCUGUGAUAAAAGGGAAGGACAUAUCUCGGCUUCACAGAAGUUAAAACUGGCUCUAGGGCUGGAAAACAGUGGCAAAGCAUUUAUUUGGGUUGCUAGACCACCAAUUGGUUUUAGCUUGACUGAGGAAUUCAAAACUGAAUGGUUACCCGAUAGUUUUGAGGAACGAAUGAAGAAACAGAAUUGA